Molecule: messenger RNA, 672 nt
Organism: Coccomyxa subellipsoidea C-169
Lineage: Eukaryota; Viridiplantae; Chlorophyta; Trebouxiophyceae; Coccomyxaceae
Exons: 6
Coding region: 1-672 (223 amino acids)
Source: RefSeq, a predicted model, not a curated record
AUGGCCGGUGAUGCCCUGGGUGGCCACAAGGACGAGGGAGAUCAGGGCUACAACAACCAGGGCUAUCAGCAGGGCAGGCCAGAGGGGAUCCCUGUGGGGGGAGGAGGAUACGAAGGUGGCCAGCAGGGAUAUGGCGGCAACCAAUUCGAGGGCCAGUACGAGGGGCACCGGCCCGAGGGCGGCGGAGGAUACGGCGGUGGCCAGGGCUACGGCAACCGGCCAGAGGGGUACCGUCCCGGCGAGUAUGGGGGCCAGGAGGGAGGCAGCGGGCCGAUGGGCUUCAAUCCGCAGGACGGAGGUGGAGGCGGGGGGUACCGCCCCCAGGAGCAGGGAUUUGGUGGUGAACAGGACCAGGAUGAUGGGGGCUUUGACUGGUCAAGUCUGGGCCGCCUGGUGUCCAGCUACCAGGGAGCCGCCCAGCAGUCCAACGGCAAUCCAUCCUUCGGCUCAUUCCAGAACAUGGUCAACGAGCAAGGCGCUGGGCAGCACCUUAAUGGUGGCAUGAUGGACAAGCUGUCGGGCAUGUUCCAGUCACACACGGGGCAGCAGUUUGGGGGAUCCAGCAUGCAGAGCCAGAUGAUGGCCAAAUUUGUGUCCUCCAAGCUGGGCUUCGACGUGCCUCCGCAGAUGCUGGAGAAGAUGAUGGCCUGGAAGCAGGCAGGACAUUUCUGA